CAGGAGAAACCUGCAGGACACAGCCGACAGUCCACUCUGUCCUCUGUGCUGAUCAGACCGGGUAAACAUGGCUGCAGCAUAAAACAGAUGAAGGUGGUACAGUGACGAUAGCACUACAGUACAUACAGUAUGAUCCAGCAACAAGCACAAGCUGUGUGUGCAGAGGUGUGUUGCUCCAUUACCUUGCAGUCACUUAUGUGACUUUUUUCCGUGUACAGGUUGAACGUUCCUGCUGGACACCUACGAGGUGCUGACACAUUGCCAGGACAACUACAACAUGGAAAUGAUUUAUUAGGCACAAAUUCCUUUUUUAAUUACCAAAAGCAACAACACUGUGUGUUCUUAAAGUCUGGUCGGCAAUUUCAAAAACAGUUGGUGAUUUACUAGUGACCAGCAGGACACUCUAAACAAAGCUGGUGGGAGAAGUAUUUUCCUUCUUCACAGUGAUACGAGUCGGCGUUUUCGCUGAUGGGAAGGUCUCCGCUCCCUUCAGAGGAUUCUUACACAAACAAAUUGAUGUCAGGUUGGACGUUUGUAGUGUUUUUUUUCUUUAAUUGGGUAAAAAUACAUGUACAAAUGGGUUUCUCUUACCUAAGAAAGCUGCAGGUUGUAUCAGCAGGAGAAAGAGCCAUGAAGCUGAAAAGCAGAACAGAUCCAUUACUUUCAACGAACACAUUAUCACUAAGUCCACACGGUCAUUUAUUUGUGUCUCAACAGCGAGGACUGAUUGUUUGAAGGCAUGAAAGUCAGAAGCCCUUAGUCACUGAAAGUGAAACAGGAGGCUGAAAUGUGAUUCCUAGGUGCUCUAGCUAUUAAUGUUGUGCAGUGAUGUACUGUAACACUACCUUCCACCUUCAUAAUGCAUGAGAAUGUGCUAAAGCGAGCAAGCUCAUUUUCUCUGCCGAGGUGAAUUAUUUACGAAACCCCAGAAUAAAACAACAACUACUACGUUUGCUCAAAUCGAUAAGGCUAACGUUGAAUGCCAACGUCAAGGUGGAAAAUGAAGGUGCGACAAUAUCUGUUUGAGCAGAGAGCGAGCGAGCUGCACCCGUGCAUCUGGAGAUACGUGCAAACCACAUUGAUGUGUAGCGUACGUUCCUUUUUCCAUGCCAGGUGCACAACGUCAGCUUUAUAGCAUUAAUGCACGCAAGACAUGCUGUUGCAUCGUGUCAUCAUUCCACUACAGAAUAUGAUUUUAUCCUUUACAUUUUUAACCACAAGCUACGUUGCAAGGACUCACAAGCAAUAAAUGGAAAAGUUAUGAAUUAUUUUUACACAGCUCUGAAUCCUGUCGUACACCACUUCCUGUGACUUAACCAAGGGUGGGAGCAUGCAUGUGGGUGCUUCAGUGUUUGCCUGCAGGUGCAAGCACCACCAGAUUAACAGAGAGCAAUCUGUCUUUACUGCAGGUUCUUAGUCGGGGAUCAUCAACACAAGGGCAACAACUAUGAGCACAGUCCAGUUUGCAUUGCUAUGUUUUUGGAUGGUGCAAGAUUUUGUGAGCUGUCUUAAUAUGACGACGCUGACUGUAGCGUUGGGAGACUCGCUGACCUUAAACUGCACCUACAACUGCUCCACUGGAUUCAUCCGCGGCUGCUGGCACAAGGCGUCCGAGAAAUCGGCGUGUCUCGGAUCGUACACCGGAAGCAGCUUCUGCACAGCGUCGCUUCAUCUGUCAAAUGUGACCAUGGCAGAUGUGAAUACGAACUACACGUGCUACACAGAAGAUAAGGAUGACCCCCGACUUCCACAGAAGACAGAGAGCGUUGUCUUUCUGCAGCCUAAAGAUUUAAAACGUGAUCCAAACAGGACAUUAACUCCAAAGACUAAAACUACAAAUGAAUCCCAUCCUGCAAAACCAAAUGAUUCAAGUGAAGGGGAAUUCACUGGGCUGAAGGUUUUAGCAACAGUGACCCUAGCUGUGGCCACAGUGCUUGCAGCACUGGCUCUUUAUCUGUGUCUGAACCGAAACAGGCAGAGCUGCAAUGGUAAAGGCGAACCUGCUGAGACCAGGUUUGGCUCAUCGCCACCAUCUCACAUUGUCCUCUCGCCAGGGAAAGGAUCAAUGCAAAAUGAGAAGGUGACACUGAGGAUUCCCUCGCCAGACAACGAGAGUGACACUGAAGUUCCCUAUGCUGAUAUAAUGAUCACCGUCCGCGGCGUCAGCACACCAGAGCUCACGCAGGUCGGCUACUCUGCUGCUGAUAAUAAAGAGCGGUGGGGAGAUGAGCCACGGUGUCACCUGCUGGCCUCGCGCUCAGCUGACAGACUGCACGUGCCCAUGGCCAGAGAGGUGAGCCGGAAGAUGAGCACCAACUCCGAGUACGCGGUCAUCACGUACGCCUGACUGAGGCCCUGCUACGCGAAGGACAGCGCGAGGAGAGAAAUACCCGGAUUUAGUUAUACGUGCUAAUACAUGUUCACUGUUUUUGUCUUUUUUAUGUAUUCUAUUUUUUGUAUACACAUUAUUGUUUUGUCUUUGUGUGCUAUGUUGACAUUGUUAAUAUAAUAAAGCUUCCUUCUGA
Molecule: messenger RNA, 2525 nt
Organism: Betta splendens (Siamese fighting fish)
Lineage: Eukaryota; Metazoa; Chordata; Actinopteri; Anabantiformes; Osphronemidae
Exons: 10
Coding region: 1448-2347 (299 amino acids)
Source: RefSeq, a predicted model, not a curated record